Messenger RNA from Pollicipes pollicipes, 690 nucleotides. RefSeq lists its product as uncharacterized. The record is from RefSeq and is a predicted model, not a curated record. NCBI's taxonomy places the organism in Eukaryota, Metazoa, Arthropoda, Thecostraca, Pollicipedomorpha, Pollicipedidae. The coding region runs from base 97 to 690 and encodes 197 amino acids. The transcript has 6 exons.
GCGACGCGGUAUUUGGAUGGACCUGAGCUCCGGAAAAGUGGACUCAGUUCUGGGGACGCGAUUAUUCUUACCAAAACCUCCUUCGCCAAACUGAGGAUGGACUUUGACGAAGAUGAUUUCAUCUUUAUUGAAUCUGCUGAUGCUCCUGUGGAAAGUCUCAAACCACUGACACCAUCAAAGGCGGGACGGUACAGACCUCAACCAGCAUAUGCGAAGCGUACAGGAGUGGUGGAUGAUGCAGAACCAUCUAGCUCAAAACCAAAGCUCAAGAGGAGCUUCAGAACCAGUCCUGAAGUUCCUGGACCGGACGUGGCGGGCCAGUCGCGACCGGGGAAGCGCAGGAAGAAGGGCGCCGACCCGGACAGCGAGGAGGAGCGGUGGUUGGACGCCCUGGAAGAGGGCAAGCUGGAGCAGGUGGACGAUGAGCUGCGCAAGAUGCGGAACCCGCUGCUGAUGACGGCCCGGCAGCGGGCGCUGCUUGAGAAACGCUCGGGCGACGACAGUCUGGAGAGCUUCCCUGGCCGAGCCGCUGGAAGAAGACGGGAGCCGCCGAAGCCGCGCCUGUGCGGCGUGGCGGCUGCCCGGAACCUGCGCCGCUACAGCUGCGCGCGCACGGGCGUGUCGCUCUGCAGUCUGCGCUGCUUCAACGCCAACGCGGCACUCCGAAGACCGCCAGCCAGCCGGUCCUAG